Messenger RNA from Saccostrea echinata, 929 nucleotides. RefSeq lists its product as uncharacterized. The record is from RefSeq and is a predicted model, not a curated record. Lineage: Eukaryota; Metazoa; Mollusca; Bivalvia; Ostreida; Ostreidae. Bases 1 to 918 code for a protein of 305 amino acids. The transcript is spliced from 3 exons.
AUGAAGAUGUACCUGUUCUUAUAUGUUCUGAUAGGAAUAACUAUUGGGAAUGUGAAAGGUCAAAUGUGCUCGGACUGUGUACAUUUAGAUUACACAGUGAAAGGACUUCGUACUAUUUCCCGAACUCUGCUGGAUUCUCUUCUCUUAGAUACUUUCAACCCAGACUGUCUCCAUGACAACCAGAAGCUUCACAUCAAGUGUCCACGUAAUGAUAGUGCUGGUUUGGUGGUGAAAUGUAAAAAGACCCACGUUAUUGUACAGGCCAGAGGGAUACAAAGGGUAGAAGCCGGUGCUGAGGUAAAUUUGGUAGCGGUUGAGCGACGUUGUGCUUUAGUUGAUGCUUCACAAGAAAACAAUUGUGUCAACCACAUGGAGGACAACACUGUAUCCUCGUAUAUUUCCAAAACCCUGGCACAUCUGACGGACACGUGGACUACAGUCAAUUAUACAGGCGCCAACUGUUUUUCUGACACCCAUCAUGACGUCACGACAGAAGCGCCCGUUGAAACGAAAAAACAUACUGCGCAAUAUGCCGAUUUCACAACUGUGACCAAUGUAAAAGAACCAAUCAGUGCAGACGUAUUACGUGAAAAAAUAAAUACUGUGAAUUCUACUCGAAGCGUUUCAAUGGAAAAUGUCCAGAUUUUGAACACUACUGGAAAUUUCGAAGAAAGUACACAGAUAGCGAAUGUUACAUUAGCAUUUUCAGCAAAUGAUUCCAUGGUUCUUUCAACAAACUCAAGCAGUGACAUUGAUUUAGGGAGAAAACAGGAAUUGAACAAGAAUGUAAGGAAAUUCAUCAAUUAUAUCAGAAGUUACAACAGAGCACCUGCCAAGAAAUGCAGUGAAUUGAUACUAGUGAUGUCACUUUUAGCGAUAUAUCUAAUUGAUAACUUUCUUAGGGCUGCAACAAUCUGAAUAAGUAAAGA